CGGAGGAAGGAGCGACCACUCCUCCCGCGCCCCUCCCCUGGCUCUGCUGGCGCGAGUUGCUCUCUCCGCAGCCAGGCGGCUUAGUGCAGGUUCGCCCUUCGCACCUCGAACGUCUGUCUCGCUGCCGCUGCGUGGUGCCGCCGCCGCCGGACGCCGCGUCGAUCAGCAGUGCGUUGGUUUGCCAGUGCCGCCCCCACCCGCCCCCACUGCCCCCCCGGUGCCCGCCGCGCCUGGACUCUAGUGCCGCCGCCGCCGUUCCGAACCCUCAGCGCCGCUCGUUCCGCACAGAACAGCUGACCCGUGCCAUUUCAUGGUAUUUUUGGUGAGUGUUCCGCUUGACUAUACAAUUGACACACGUGAUUGGAGCCGACAGAGACCUCCAAAUGCGAUUCCAGCACAGGCGAGGCGGCCAGUGUGGCGCAAUAGGGCCGCUGCCUCAACCCCACGGACACGCAGCACCGCAGAGCGGCCCCUAUACUGGGCCUCGGUCGCCGAGAGCCACAAUCGACCGCUCAGUCGGCCCAGCAGCGUCGCCUAUGUCCAUUGGGCGACUGCUUGCCAACGUGAUGCACCCCACAAUGAAUUCUAAGGAGGCGGAAUGUCCUCCAAGUCAAAAGGACCAAGUAGAGCCAGUGGACUUGAGCGUCAACAAAAGUCCAGUGAGGCGGCGCGAACAGGUGGUGCUGAAGGUGCCGACGUACAACCCCGUCCCGAGCGUGGCGGCAGCCCAGUCCAGUCCACCGGUUUUAAACCCGAUUGGCCUGCCUGGUCAGCUCGACCUCAGGUCGCUGGCAACCCUCAAGAAAGAACAAGGAGACACCCAGAUCUCACCCAUGGAGCUCAUCUCGUGGUACUUGGAGGCGGCUGCAUCAGCCGACUCGACCGCCCCCGCGCCCCCCAGCGAUGACCUGGCGAACUGUAUCGAGGGUCUGCGCACCAGCACCACCACCACCCUGCUCUCCCUGCAGAGAAUCAAGGCAAUGGUGCUGCACAAAAAUUCAGGUCCAACGCUGUCUUCCGUGCCCGUUUUGAACGGGGUCAACUCGCCGCCACCCCCCGCCUUCACCGCCCCCGCGUGUCCCUCGCCUGGAGGCAGCACCGGAGGAAGCGCCGACUACAGCGACAACCUUCGGAGAAGAAAAGUGCACAAAUGCGAUUUCGACGGCUGCAAAAAGGUUUACACGAAGAGCUCGCACCUCAAAGCUCACAAACGAACGCACACAGGUGAGAAGCCUUACAAUUGUACCUGGGAUGGUUGUACCUGGAAGUUCGCUCGAUCUGACGAGCUGACGAGGCACUAUAGGAAGCACACCGGCCAGAAGCCUUUCAAAUGCAACCUGUGUCAGAGGUCAUUUUCCCGGUCGGACCACCUCUCUCUGCACAUGAAGAGACACUGAUCGCGGCCUGAGAGGGCCAAAAACACGACUGCAAGUUACCUGGCCAAGUGUUUGACUCACAAUCAGCAUCCGUCCUUUUACGAGACUUUGCUAAUAACUUUUUACACAAUGUCAUAUUGACUAUUUUCAUCUUGCCAAAAGUGACGACCAUGCAAGGGCUCAAAAACAACAUUUAUAGCUCAGAGUUUUGAAAAAAAAAUCACAUUGUGGCCUUCUCUGACAAUGAAGAUCAGUAGUUUGUAACAACUUCAAUUGUGAAUGAUGAAGUCUAACCACUGGAUACUUAAUAAGUUCCUUAAGAUCGAUAUUUUACACUAGCCGUAAUGAACAUUCCUUCGUAACGUGUUAUUUGUCUGGUAGAUAUCGAGAGAGUUCAAGUGUAUUUAUUUUUUAUUCGCGGAGCAUCGCGUGCUGUGUGUUCCGACCAAGGUGUACCUUUAUUCCUGUUGAAGAGAAUCCAAAAAUAUCCAUUGGUUGUGGCAUUCAUAUUUUCUUAUAGUAAGAAUGUGUGGCAGUACGCACAGACUGCGAUCUGAAUAACUGGUGCUAAUACGGCAUGAAGACGUAAAAUAGGGAAUUUUGUACAAAAGACGAAAAAUAUGUAGCGAGUAGUAAGGAGAAACGACAAUGACGUGUGUGAAUAAUGCAUUGUAAUACAGUGCCUUAUGUAUCAUAAACGACACUGAAAAUCGGGACUUGGCCAUUCCUCAUGAUUAUUUUUUGAAAGAUGCGCGUGCACAUCUCUCAUCAAUAAUGUAAGAGUUUACUUUGUAAUUUGUAUACGAGUCCUAUCUCUAUGACAAAGAGAACAGAUUAUUAGUUUUUAGUUUUCGAAUUGUGCUUUUUCAGUUGACUCUUAUUUGGCCGAAAGCUGCUUUUCCUUACCUUAGAAUCCAAUUUUUCUAAAACGUUACUUUUCCUAGCUUAAAGUGACAAAACCUGAGCAUUUGGGCAAAAUUUGUUGCUUUUCUUUACGAGCUUUUUCAUCGAUGCCAGGCUCUUUCGGUCAAUCAAUGAUUGGGACAUAAAAUUAAUUUAUAAUUAUCCAUUUGAUUGGACUUAAGGAAUGUUUUUAAACUUGUAAGCUACAUUCAACUAAAAAGCACAAGUCUAUUGGUGACUCCACUUUUUUUUGUAAUUAGCUAAACAACGACAAACAGUUUUUGGCCAGUUUUUAUUUAGUUUAUCUCCGAAAAGCUGAUUCCAUCAGUUUUGCCACUUUGAUAAAAAAAAAAAAAACUGCGGCAGGUUACUUAACUUGCGAUCAGAUUGUCGGCAUGUUCAUUCAUUUUCGACGCACUCUCUUCACAUGCCGUAAGAUCUCUAUCAUUUAAGUAGAUUCAAAUUGGUUGAUUGCCUAGCAGUGUGUAAUUUGAGAUUUUUUUGUUAUUCCUGAUAAAUACAAAUCAACUCAUUUGUGAAGUAUAUGCUUUUAAUUUAUUUUUUCCACCGCCAGCUUGUACAGUUUAGAGUUACAUCAUAAUCAUCUUCCAAAACACAUUUUGUUGCUUAUUGUAAAUAGUUCGACUCUGAUGAAGUAAUUUAAUUUUUGUUGAGUAUUAUGUACUACACCCCUUAACUUGUACGCGAAUGAUGAUGAUACAGAAUGCAUGUCGCUAAAAUAAUUGUUGAUUACAAAUGAUUUUGUAUUUUUGAAAGGACACAAAUGAGAAAUAAAUGUGACAUAGUUGGA
Molecule: messenger RNA, 3090 nt
Organism: Cloeon dipterum
Lineage: Eukaryota; Metazoa; Arthropoda; Insecta; Ephemeroptera; Baetidae
Product: Krueppel-like factor 6
Exons: 8
Coding region: 384-1397 (337 amino acids)
Biological process (GO): regulation of transcription by RNA polymerase II
Molecular function (GO): RNA polymerase II cis-regulatory region sequence-specific DNA binding; DNA-binding transcription factor activity, RNA polymerase II-specific
Source: RefSeq, a predicted model, not a curated record